AUGUAAAUUUUAAUUUCUAAAUUGCAGCCCUUUAAAAUUUUAAAGUAAGAUUUCUUUCUCUUCAAAUAAAUUUAUAGUAGCAAUGGGAUUAUUAUUCAUGCCAAAGACUUUUAAAUCAAAAAAUAAAAUUUCUUAGAAUUAUUAACAAAUAAACUAUCUAAAAAUUUUACCCUAAAGACCUUCAUCUAAGAUAGAACUGAAUAUAUACUUUAAAUGCUAAUAACUUAGACAAUAGAAAUAAAAAAUUCUUAUUUAAGAAUGAGCUAGUUUUACAAGCUACCCUAAUUUGUAGACGAUUGUUUUCUCUAUCUAAUUUAAGGUAAGUGCUUGGACAUAUUAGCUGAAAAAUAUUGGUAAACAUUAAUAAGUUUUUAAUUUAGACAUGGAGAGUGUGAAGAGCAAAUUAUGAAAAUUAAAAAAAUCAACAAAUAGGUAUAUGAAUUUAUCAAAUAAUUUUAUGUAUCUAUUUCUAUUAAAUUUAAGUAAUGUAUAUAUGUACGUCAAUCAGAGAUGAGACUCUUAUAUUUAUCUGUAUAAAAUAUGUAAAUUUCUUUAAUAUAUUAGAAAAAAGUCAAAUUUUAAAGAAAAUAUAGAUCUAAGGAGAAACCUUAUAUAAUAAAUAGAGAAGACACGAAAAGAUAUAAAAUGAUGUGA
Paramecium tetraurelia is the source of this 654-nucleotide messenger RNA. RefSeq lists its product as uncharacterized. The transcript has a single exon. The record is from RefSeq and is a predicted model, not a curated record. Lineage: Eukaryota; Ciliophora; Oligohymenophorea; Peniculida; Parameciidae.